CAGUAAAAACUACACAAAGGCACACACACACGCCAGCAGCUCUAGAGGUGGCCAGUUUUUUAAGUUACACUGUAAUCCGAACUGCACAGCAUCCAAGUAUUCAGGGUCUUUGCCACCACUCACACUGGACAGGAAAUCAAAGAAAUAAUACACACAAAAAAUAUUCUUGUGAAAGCUGUGGUGACUUAGUUUCGUUCGCAAAUCAGCCACUCGGUUUCUUUCACAGUUCCAGUGCUGUCACACUCAAUUUCGCAACGAAGUCAAUCCAUCGUGAAAACUUCCGUCAGGGAGAUUCCUUUUCUGUUUAAAUAAAAGUCAAAGGCUUGGGGACACUUCUCUGUAUAACGUGGAGAACCGUGCUGUUGAAAUACGUACUCAAGAGGGAUAAAGAUCUCGUUCUUGAUAACUACACACAUCUCUGGCUGAACACUAAUCUGCUCGUUAAUAGCUGGCUUUGAAACCUGAGGCAGCAAAUCGCAAAAAGUCAUACCUAGGCCAUGAGCUAUACAUACGGCGACGGACACUUCAACAGAGGUGCUACACAUGAUAUUGGGACGCCCGGAUGGGCACAAACAACCGGCUCGUUCUCUCAGGAGGACCACAGUGAUUAUCUACAACCUUCGGGACCAAGUCUAACGUCGCAUAAUUUGUUGUUGAACGUGACAAAAGAGGAGUGUGAUUUGUUGGAUCCACAGCGUUCUCUACAGCACGAGUUACUCAUGAAUGGAAUUCAAGUUGUAAAGACUGAAGGCGACGUUAUGGCACCCAGUUUUGCGAUGAGUACGGGGUCUGACAAGUCAAGCCCAUCGAUAAAGUUGGGUAAUGACGAUAGCUACGGGAACAACAACAUAUAUUCGGGUUCUGAGCAAGAUCUGGCGGCAAAGAGGAAAGCACAGAAUAGAGCAGCCCAGAGGGCGUUCAGAGAACGUAAAGAGAUGAAACUGAAAGAACUCGAAGAUAAGUUGACCAAAUCGGAGACUGACAAUGCAGAACUACAAAAGCAACUGGAGAAGUUACAGAAGCAGAACAUUGUAAUAUCCACGGAGAACAAAUUAUUACAGAAGUCUGGAGGCAGUGCUGUAUUGUCAACGGUGGAUCCUUCAACCUCUUCGUUCUCAUUUCCUAGUGAAGAGCCACUGCUAGGAAAGUAUUACAAAUCUGAGAAACAACUACAAAACCCUCAAAUACCUUAUGAAUCUAAGAGAUUGACAAUUCCUGAAACUUGGGAAUAUCUCAUGGAAAAAGACGACCCAAGAAUAAACAUCGAAGACGUUCUAGAAAGGGUAAAGGGACUUGAAGUUUGUCAUAGACAUGGACCUGCUUAUCCUCUUAGUCUCAUUGAUGACAUCAUUAGGGAAUACUUGGUAUAGAAAUAAGAGCCAUAUACGAGGCUGACAAGAAUUUACAACGAGGAUUCUGCUUUUGAUUCGUUUGAUUAAACUGGAAUUUAGCACUACGAGGCGUUACGAUACCAUGGGUUGGGAAGGAUGAGACUGGUGAUAUUUCAAUCACUUUUUACGAUAACAGUUUUAUAAUUAUCAUGCUUUUUUUUCUCUUGGGGUGUUUAUCAGUAAAGGUCCAUGUAUUAGUGUAUU
Williopsis jadinii is the source of this 1595-nucleotide messenger RNA. Its product is annotated as bZIP transcription factor. NCBI's taxonomy places the organism in Eukaryota, Fungi, Ascomycota, Saccharomycetes, Phaffomycetales, Wickerhamomycetaceae. Gene Ontology annotation, cellular component: RNA polymerase II transcription regulator complex. The record is from RefSeq and is a predicted model, not a curated record. The transcript has a single exon. Gene Ontology annotation, molecular function: transcription cis-regulatory region binding; DNA-binding transcription activator activity, RNA polymerase II-specific. The coding region runs from base 498 to 1370 and encodes 290 amino acids.